Messenger RNA from Rubroshorea leprosula, 2101 nucleotides. The record is from the annotation of a GenBank genome assembly. NCBI's taxonomy places the organism in Eukaryota, Viridiplantae, Streptophyta, Magnoliopsida, Malvales, Dipterocarpaceae.
GCCGCCGCCGCCGCCGUCGUCGCCUCCUGCAAUCAGUAAGUGAGACAAAGGCCUAAUAUAAUCAACUUCACUGGAGUCACCGAGACGGAGAGGAUAUUGGGGUUUUAACCAUGACUGAAGUGGAAGAAGGUCGCUCGCUGGAGUUAGAAGAAAUUAGUGCAGAAAAACCCAAGAAAAGAAAACGCAAGUUCGUCAGUAUGGAUGAUGAUGACGACCAUGUUCCUAUCCCCUCAAGACUGUACAAAGGCGUUACGUUAUCCUUAAUGAAUCCUCUGUACCUUCUUCGACUUGGGCCUGGAAACAUUCGGUGGGGUACUCGUGAAAGAUUGUGCUCUCUGUUGCAAAAACUCGUCAGGCAACAUAACUGGGCAGAAGCUAGCGGCGUCUUAAGUGUUUUACUAAAGGGUACCUGCAAUGUUGUUUCGUGUUCAACCUUGAAUCGUUUGAAAUUUUCGGUUUCAAUGGAGCUUAUUAAACAUGUACAAGGCAAUCAUGUCAAACUAACGAGGAUCAGGGAUAUAUAUGAAAUUUGGAUGAGAAGGAUCAGGUCCAAGAGAGUGCGAUUGGAGGAGAGACUUCUGGUUCAAUUGGAGUUCAUUCUUCUGUAUCUUAUGCAUGGGAAUGUUGAGGAUGCACAUCAAGCUGCUUUAAGCUUGAUGAAAGAAAAUGAGCUUAUGAAUCAUCCCAUGUCAAAUUUGAUCAUUGGCUUGACAUUCUUUCAGCUUUGGUAUUCCAAUCUCCCAGAAGAGGUUAAGUUGAAAGAUUUGGACCAGGGUAUAUCCAGCCAAUCAGAAACUUCAGAAGAAAGAUUCAGCAAUCAAGUUGAGAACACAGAAGGCAAUAAUGAGUUUUAUUCUCAUGAGGCUCAUUCUUCCCUCCAAUAUGAUUCAGACACAUCUGUCAUGAAUGGUAAAAGGAUAGCAGCAGAAGCUAGUAACAAGCUGCAGAUAGAACUUUCUGCCAAGAUUGAUGUUAACCCACAAAGCAAAAGUCUCACACAAGACGUUCAGCAACAAAGCUUCCAGUCAAACUCUACAGGAAAUGACGCUUGUUUCUAUGAUUAUGGCAGUUAUAUGCCUGACCCAUCCAUCCUCUCUGCUCUUGAGGGUCUGGAGUCUUGGUUGUUGCCCGUACGACUGCCACACUCAAGUGAGAAACUUAUCCAUUUGCAUAGGCAAAUGCUUGAUAAUCAUUACAAGGAUGCCAUGAAGUAUUUCCAGCUUGCUCUUUACUCGACACCACCAGUAUUGACAGCUUUACUUCCUUUGAUACAGUUGUUGUUGAUUGGAGGUCAAGUGAAUGAGGCACUAAGGGAAAUUGAGAAGUUUUGUAAUAGUCUGAAUGCUCCAUUUCCAUUUAGAUUAAAGGCUAGUCUUUUGGAUUGCUUUAAUUCAAAUGACUCUGUUCUGCGUGCAACCUCUUUCGAAGACAUCUUGAAGAAGGAUCCAACAUGCCAUCUCUCAUUAGCGAAACUUGUCAGCAUGCAUCAAAAUGGGGAUUAUAGUCCAGAAUCCCUAAUGGAAAUGAUUGCUUUGCAUUUGGAUGCUACCUAUGCAGAAUCUGAAACAUGGAGAGAGUUUGCUCUGUGUUUCCUCAAACUCUCUCAAUAUGGAGAGGAUCGAUUGUCAGCAUGUCUAAAUGGGAAAGAAAACAAGCCAAAACCAAAGUACUCCAUUCGUUACAAUAGGACCCCAGAAAUAUUUACCGUGGGGAAUUCUGGAAAAGCUUGGAGACUACGCUGCAGAUGGUGGUUGAUGCGUCACUUCAGCAAGAAGAUGCUUGCAUCAGAAAUAAACUCAGGUGACCUGCGGCUGCUGACAUACAAAGCUGCAUGUGCAUCCCACAUUUAUGGCCAUGAAAUUGAAUAUGUUGUGAAGGCUUACACUCGUGUAAAGGAGGUGAAUAAUAGAGACUUGCUCUUGUUCUUACAAAAUCACUUUCAGAAUUCCGUGAGAAUUUUUUCAAACUUCAAAGAUAGAAGUGAAUGAAUUAAAUAUUUUAUUCAAAUUAUCUGUUUGUUUUAUCCUUCCAAUCCCUAAGAACAUUGCAAUGUGCCAUUAAGAUCAGUGAUAAAUGGUGUAAAUAAGGAUAUGAAUUUUUU